UGUUAGUCGCCAUGUUCGUGGCAUUGUCGUUGAUACGAAGUUGUAAGGCGCGCGCGGUAAAAACGUGUUUCUACAGUACGUCAAAUUUAGUUUAAUUUGAGAAAUGUCAUUUGGAUCGGGAUUCGGAGUGACAACUUCGACACCCGCUCCUGCUUUUAACUUUGGUGCUCCGGCUUCAACCACGGCCACACCGGUAAAACCGGGAUUUGGAGCACCAUCUUUUGGAUUUAGUACUCCAGCCACUUCUGCGCCAAGUCUUUUUGGUUCUUCUUCGACUCCGGCAACUGGUGGAUUUGGUACUGGAACUACCUUUGGAACACCAGCUGCUACAGGUUUUGGUAAUACGUCAACAACCGGCUUUGGUACUGCACCUACAUUUGGCACAACUUCUACCACUGGAUUUGGAUCCACUCCAGCUUUUGGAACUCCGGCUACUUCGACAGGCACUGCAUUUGGAACGACUAGUUUUGGUGCCACUCCUGCUGCUACAACAGGCUUUGGAGGGUUUGGAGCCCCUACAACAUCAUCCUCUUUAAGCUUUGGUGGUUUCAGUGGAUUUGGAACUGCAACAACUACGUCUGCGCCUUCUUUCUUUGGAGGAUUUGGUACUACAAAUACAUCUACCUUUGGUGGAGCAACAGGUUUUGGUGCGUUCGGAACCAAACCGACGACCACAACUACAACAACCGGUUUCAGUGGUUUCGGUACAGGUACAGGAUUUCCCAGUUUUGGAACUGGAUUGCAACCACAGCAACAGUUUCAGCAACAACAAUUACAACAGCAGCAACCUGCUAAUACUAUAUCAGAAGCUCUAUAUAAUGCUGUCUUUAAUUGUCAAUUGUACAAUGAUGAACGCGAUAAUCUUAUCGCUAGAUGGAAUCUUAUACAAGCUUUAUGGGGCACAGGAAAAGCUUACUAUUCCAUGAAUGCACCGGCUAUUGAACUUAAUCAAGAAAAUCCGUUAUGUAGAUUUAAAGCCAUUGGGUAUAGUCGUAUGCCCGAUGCCGAUAAUAACGAUGGACUAGUGGUACUAUGUUUUAAUAAAAAGAAGAAGGAUGUUAAAGAAGGCGAAGCUCAAUUGAUCGGAUUUUUGAAUACUGUCUUAGGGAAUAAGCCAAAUUUAUCUCUUACAAUAGAUAACAUCAAAUCAACUGGGGAAGACAAAACUCAAGUGACCAUUUUUGUUACCGAGAAAGGAAUCACGGGAGCUCCGCGAAAAAUUCCAACGAACGAAUUAUUUACAUAUUUGUCGCAACCGAUGCAAAAGCAACAAUUAGUACAAAAUGGCGUAGAAGAUAUAUUGCCUUUAGUUAAAUUGGACCCUGCACAACUCAAAGAAUAUUUAGACAAUCCGCCUUGCUCUAUCGAUCUUAGAUUAUGGAAACAAGCUCAAUUGGAUAAUCCUAAUCCAGAUUUGUACAUACCAGUGCCAGUGAUUGGUUUUCAGCAGGUUAAGCAUAGAUUAAAGUGUCAAGAAGAAGAAACAGCGAGGCAUAGAAAUUACUUGGACAUGGCAGCUGAAGAAGUACAAAGAUUACAAAGGCAACGUACGGCAAUACAAGCUAGACUCAAAGAACAUCGGAGAAAUCUAUUGGAAUUGCAGCAUAGAGUGUUGCAGGUAUUGGUACGUCAAGAAAUCACUCGGAAGGUUGGGUUAUCUUUACAACCAGAGGAAGAAGUUUUAACGCGUAGGUUCGAAACCAUGCAUUCCCAGAUCAGUGCUCCGACUCAGUUCAAAGGUAGAAUUAGCGAGAUGCUGUCUCAGUUGCGAAUGAGAAGUCACGUAGAUACGCAGAAUCAAGAGAGAUACGCGAUGGAUCCUAUAGCACAAGAUGAUAUAAAAGCGUAUCUCACGAUGGAACAACAGGGCAUGGCACAACUUAUAGCAACAAUAAAUACUGACUUAGAAAGUUUAAAAAUUAUUAAAGACGGCAUGUCUGAUCUUUUAAUAAGUCAUAAUAUAUCGUGAGAAUUGUAUUAACAUAAAUUGUUUACACGUAUCUUUCUUUUUUUUUUUCAAAAUAAUCUCUACGGCUUGUUAUGGUCGUACGACAUGAAAGCAACACAAAUUUCUGUACUUUCGUAUUUUGCUGCCAUAUUUAUUGUACAUCUAUUUUUUAAUCGACACGAAUUAUAGUCGUGUCUAAAGACACGGAUCUCGAUCAAAAACGAUAUUGUAAAUUUUGAUAUUCUGUCGAUAUAAAAGACGACUGAAUUUUUCACUGGUAUUUUCAAACGGACGAAACAACGUUAAAUCAUGUAUUGCUUUACCGAAGGAGGGAAAAGGAACUUGUUAUAUGGCGUGAAAAAAGAUAAUAAACAUUUUUUUACAUAAAUAAUGUGCUUUUAUUGAAUAGUUUAAUGUCGUUAAAACACGCUCUUUUCAUUGCAGAAAUGCACGCACGUUCCUCCUCCACGCAUUUAACACUUUCUGAACGUCUUACACAUAAUAUAUUUUUAUAUACAUAUUAUACAUAGGUGUUUAGCAUAGUAUACCGGGAUAUUUCUUUCGCACGUAUUAUACAGGGGAGUUCAUUUAUCAACCAUACUGUUAUUUGUGAUUUCGAUGCAAACAUGUUUAUACCUGACUAUUCGAUCUAACUUCGUGGUUUCCUUAAUCGUGCCCCUGAGGCUGGGUAAUCGAUAACGAAUUAAGAUUGAGCAAGUCUCGUUCGAUCUUAGUUUCCUAUUUCGACUCCGUCGUACGAUAGACGCGUAUUACAACGGUAUUGACAUAUUUGGCUUUUCGCAGUCUAAUCACAACGGCAAUCUUUUCUUCUUUAUCACCGGUACAUUUACUUCCCGCGUCUACUUAUUUUUUGUCGAGCUAUUUCUAGAUAAUCCGCAAACAGAGUGAACAUCGAAUUAAAAGAUAUCGCUUCUCAAACGUUCCUACUAAUUAAAAAAAAAAAA
Megachile rotundata (alfalfa leafcutting bee) is the source of this 2913-nucleotide messenger RNA. RefSeq names its product nuclear pore complex protein Nup54 (gene Nup54). Gene Ontology annotation, molecular function: structural constituent of nuclear pore. Lineage: Eukaryota; Metazoa; Arthropoda; Insecta; Hymenoptera; Megachilidae. The record is from RefSeq and is a predicted model, not a curated record. Gene Ontology annotation, cellular component: nuclear pore central transport channel; nuclear pore. Gene Ontology annotation, biological process: protein localization to nuclear inner membrane; NLS-bearing protein import into nucleus; nuclear pore organization.